AAACACGCUGUUUUCCGCUGUCUUGUCUCUCAGUCGCAGUUCGUCGUUCAUAGAAUCGAAUGCCCUCGUUAAGUUCUUAUAAUAAAACGUUACAUUUUUAUACAGUGCAUAAAGAAUUAAGUAUAAAAAUCCGUCAGAAUUUAUGAAGUAAUUGAGAAAUUUCAAUUGAUAAAAUAAUAUUUCAAUAAUUAACUAAUUUUACAUCAACAUUUCUUUUCUUCGAAUUGACGAAAUCAGAAGAUUGUGAGAACGAUGCCUGUAGGAAAACCAACUAAAAGGGGUUACACGGCACCUAGACCUGGUGAAGAAAUCGUUAUCUCUGGUAUUGCCGGUAGAUAUCCAGAAUCCAGAAAUGUGGAGGAACUCAAAACAAAUUUACUAAAUAAAGUAGACAUGAUCACAGAUGACGAUCGCCGGUGGAAAAUAGAUCAUCCGGAUGUCCCUCAGCGUACAGGAAAAGUUAGCGAUGUUGGCAAAUUCGACGCGCUAUUCUUCGGAGUCCACUUCAAACAGGCCCAUACUAUGGAUCCGAUGUGCAGAAUGUUACUGGAACAUGCUUACGAGGCCAUCGUUGAUGCGGGAGUUAAUCCAAAGCAGUUACGUGGAUCACGAACCGGCGUUUUCGUAGGCGCGUGUUUUUCGGAAUCUGAAAAGACUUGGUUUUACGAAAAAUUACAGGUAAAUGGUUUUGGAAUUACCGGGUGCAGCAGAGCCAUGCUGGCGAAUAGGAUUUCCUACUGGCUAGGAGCGACUGGACCAUCUUACACUCUGGACUCCGCUUGCAGCUCGAGCUUAAUCGCGUUGGAACAUGCUUAUCGUUCUUUGCAAGAAGGUCAAUGCGAUGCCGCUAUUGUGGGCGGGUCGAAUUUAUGUCUUCAUCCCUACGUGUCGCUGCAAUUUGCUCGUCUUGGAGUUUUAUCGUCUGAUGGCCGCAGUAAAGCAUUUGACGCCGACGCGGAUGGCUAUGUUCGCAGCGAGGCAAUUUCCGUUAUAUACCUACAGAAAGCGAAAGACGCGAAACGAAUUUACGCUACAGUAGUCUAUGGCAAGACGAAUUGCGACGGUUACAAGGAACAGGGCAUCACGUUUCCCUCGAGCGCGAUGCAGUACGCAUUGCUGAAAGAAUGCUACGAGGAUUGCGGUCUGUCACCGAAUGAUCUGUCCUAUCUGGAAUGCCAUGGUACUGGUACCAAAAUCGGCGAUCCUGAGGAACUUCUCGCGGUCGAGAAGGUCUUCUGUAAAAGCAGAUCUACUCCUUUGCUCAUCGGUUCUGUUAAGUCAAGUCUAGGUCAUGCAGAACCCGCUAGCGGUCUAUGUCAAGUUGCCAAGGUACUAUUAGCAAUGGAAACCGGAAUAUUACCAGCUAAUUUGCAUUAUAAUCGACCACGAGAAGGUUUGACAGCUCUCGAAGAUGGUAGGCUUAAGGUCAUCACCGAAUCAACACCUUGGGACGGUGGUUACGUGGGUAUUAGUUCCUUUGGUUUCGGAGGUGCCAAUUGCCAUAUCAUAUUGAAAUCCAAUUCGAAAAAGAAGAUCAACAAUGGAGCACCAUCUGAUGAUUUACCGAGACUCGUAACAGUAUCUGGACGUACAGAGGAUUCUAUUAAAGUAUUCUUAGACGAUAUCGAGAAACAUUCGGUAGACGUUGAAUAUAAUCGCCUGCUGCAUGACAUUCACUUUGACGAUAUCCAAGGACAUUUGUAUCGAGGAUACACGAUAGUCGGCUCAAAGACGGCGGAGCAUUCGGCAAGGGAAAUAGAUAAUUAUUUGGGAGCCGCAAGACCGAUUUGGUUUGUGUUUUCCGGCAUGGGAUCCCAGUGGCCUGGCAUGGGUGCCGAGUUAAUGAGAUUCCCUGUCUUUGCCGAAGCUGUUAAGAAAUGUGACGCCGUCUUACGACCGCGUGGUGUAGACAUUAUUAAUAUACUGACAAAUAAAGACAAAAGUACUUUCGAUAAUAUUUUAAAUUCAUUUGUGGGUAUCGCGGCAGUACAGAUUGGUCUAGUCGAUCUUAUCACAUCGAUAGGCAUUGUGCCGGAUAACAUUAUUGGUCAUUCUGUCGGAGAACUCGGUUGCGCUUACGCAGAUGGAUGCUUCACUGCUGAACAAAUGAUCUUGUCAGCGUAUUCGAGAGGUUUAGCGUCAAUCGAAACUAAAGUAAUUUUCGGUUCGAUGGCGGCUGUCGGUCUCGGCUACGAAGACGUCAAAGAUAUGUGCCCACCUGACAUCGAAGUGGCUUGUCAUAAUAGUUCGGACAGCAGCACUAUUAGUGGACCUGCUGAAUCUAUGAAGGAAUUUGUCGCCCAAUUACAGGCUAAACAAAUUUUCGCGAAGGAAGUGCCGUGCAGCAACAUACCUUAUCACAGUCGCUAUAUCGCGCCCGCCGGACCGAAACUUCUGGCUUAUUUGACCGAGGUAAUACCUGAGCCGAAGCCACGCAGCCGGAAAUGGGUGAGCUCGUCUGUACCACGUAACAAAUGGUCCACUGCGUCCGCCAAGUUGUCAUCUGCCGAAUAUCACACCAACAAUCUUCUGAGUCCUGUACUAUUCGAGGAAACAGCGCGUAUGAUCCCGAAGGACGCGGUGACCAUCGAGAUCGCGCCCCACGGUCUUCUGCAGGCCAUCCUCAGACGAUCCCUCGGUCCGGGAGUCACGAAUAUCGCGCUCACCCAGCGCGGUCACAGAGACAACGUUGAGGUUGUUUUGCAAGCAAUCGGCAAGCUUUACAACACGGGACUGCAACCGGAUAUUGCAAAACUCUAUCCGCCCGUUGAAUAUCCAGUUAGCCGUGGUACUCCAAUGAUCUCGCCUUCUGUCAGAUGGGAACAUUCUGACGACUGGUACGUAACGUCGUACAAGAUGCAAAAGAAGAUUACUUCCGGAGAGAGAACUAUUACUUUGUCGGCGACAGACGGGGAGUAUGAGUAUAUGCUCGGUCAUGUUAUUGAUGGGAAAAAUUUGAUACCUGCUAUGGGAUAUCUUGCUAUGAUUUGGGAGACCAUGGGUAUGUUGCAUUCGGAAAUGUAUACAGAGGUAUCAGUCGUCUUCGAAGAUGUCAUUUUUGUGCGCGCUACUCAUAUACCGAAAGAAGGCAAUGUUCAGUUAACAGUAAUGGUUCAAAAAGGCACUGGAAGAUUCGAAGUAUCGGAAGGUAGUACUACGGUUGUGACUGGAACGAUUCGAAUGGUGAAGAAUCCUGCGCAAGAAAAAGUACCUGUUGCGCUUUUGCCAGAAAAUGACGAAGAGGAAGUGAUGAAUACUAAGGAUAUUUAUAAAGAGCUAAGAUUACGGGGUUAUCAAUAUUCAGAUGCCUUCCGUUCCUUAAAAAGCGUAUCAAUGUCAGGGACGAAGGGACACAUUGCUUGGACAGGUAAUUGGGUAACGUUCCUCGACAACAUGCUGCAGAUAAUGAUUCUUGGAAUAGAUACGAGAAAUUUAUAUGUACCUACGAAAAUACAGAAGAUCGUGAUUGAUACCAAGCUUCAUCAGCAAGAAAUUCGAAAUCAGAAUUCAGAAGACAAACAAUUUCCCGUACAUAUGUACAAAGAGUGGGCAACCAUAAUAUCAGGCGGAAUCGAAAUUCGUGGUGUCAGGGCUACGGCCAUACCUCGUCGACUAACAUCCGGCGACCCGGUCCUCGAAGAAUACAAAUUCGUGGCUCAUCGCGACAGAGCACAAGUAUCACUGAAGGAGGCAAUCAGAUUGUCCACUCAUAUCGCACUCGAAUAUCACCAAGCUAUUCACGUAAAGACCAUCGAGUUGAUCGACGACUCCGACAAUGUGACGACGAGUGAAUUAAUGUCACCCAUGCUCGCUGAGAUCUUGGCUGAUUUGCCUUUAAUUCAAGCGAAGAUACAUUUGUCAGCACCAUCUAAUCGUUUUGACUCGUUACCUUCGGAUGUGAUCUGCGUAGACAUUGAUAAAGUGUCCAAAGAAGAGAAUAUUCUGUUCGCUGUCGGUAUCGAACUACUGUCGAAAAAUAAGAAACACCAAUUAGAACAGAUACUACCGAAACUGAAAAGCGGCGGUUUCGUAUUGACACGAGAAAGAUCGUCCAAGCUCGAGAAUCUUUCGAAACAUGGCUUAGAUGUGAUUUUAGAGAAAAGUAUUGGCGAAGAGACCAUCGUACUUUUAAAGAAAAAGAAGCAGCUUAGCAGGAAAACGGAAGUCGUCCAUGUUAACAACGAUGAGUUCACCUGGCUCGAGAAGUUGAAUUCAUUCAUGGAUACAGAAGACGGGACCACCAACAUGAGGAUAAUACUCGUCGGCGAGGGAGAAUUAGAAAGUGGUUUGCUAGGUUUCGUGAACUGUUUGAGAAAGGAACCGGGUGGAGAAAUGAUCAGAAGCGUGAUGAUACAAGAUAUCGAAGCCCCUAAGUUUUCUCUACAGAAUCCGUUAUACUUUGAACAGCUUCAGUUAGAUUUGCCGAUCAACGUAUUGAGACCUGGAAAGGAAUGGGGUUCCUAUAGACAUCAACCGUUGUCGAGUCUACAAUCAAAGCUUGUUCGUCAUGCGUAUGUUGAUCAAACGAUACCUGGCGAUUUAAGCUCACUUCGUUGGAUCGAGGGCAAUAUACGUUCUGAAACUAAUAAAGACGAUCUAGUCCGUGUAGUGUACGCGGCUCUCAACUUUAGAGAUGUCAUGAUGGCUACAGGAAAACUUAUUCUGGAUACUAGUGUAGUACAUAGCCGAUUCGACGAGUACUCGGUCGGCAUGGAGUAUGUUGGUGUCGAUACCGCUGGUCGUCGCGUGAUGGGUCUUUGCCCUCGAAAAGGUAUAACAAACAUCAUUGAACCUGACAGAAACUUGUGCUGGUACGUGCCUGACAAUUGGUCAUUGGAAGACGCGGCCACCGUGCCAUGCGUGUACGCAACAUGCUAUAUUGCGCUGUAUCAACGUGGCGAGAUGAAGAAAGGUAACAAGGUGCUCAUUCAUUCUGGCACUGGUGGCGUCGGCCAGGCGGCGAUACAUCUCGCACUUCACGAAGGCUGCGAGGUGUUCACCACUGUGGGAACGCCUGAAAAACGUAAAUUCAUCCGCGAGAUGUUCCCAUCGAUUCCGGAUGAUCAUAUUGGCAACUCGCGCGACACCAGUUUCGAGCAAAUGGUACUUCAAAGAACCAACGGCGCUGGAGUGGACAUUGUUUUAAAUUCGUUAGCCGAAGAGAAACUUCAGGCGUCGGUUCGCUGUCUAGCGGUGGGCGGUCGUUUCCUAGAGAUCGGCAAAUUUGAUCUCGCUGCAAAUAAUCCCUUGGGAAUGAUGAUCUUCUUGAAGGAGGUCAGUUUCCACGGGAUUUUGCUCGAGAAUUUGCUUUUCUCUGCAGAGGAGCAAGAAAAUACUGAAAUUAAAUGUCUGCAUAGUUUGUUAAAUGAGGGCCUGAAAAAUGGAGUGAUCAAACCACUUGUUAGAAAAGUUUUUGAAAAGGACGAAUUGGAAACGGCCUUCAGAUAUAUGUCGGCUGGAAAGCACAUAGGCAAGGUACUUUUGAAAGUUUGCGAUGAAAAAAAGGUUCUCGAAAAGAAACCUAUUCUUGCUGAUCCUCGAUAUUACUGUGACAGUAAUAAAACCUAUCUCAUCCUGGGUGGACUGGGUGGUUUCGGAUUGGAAUUAGCCGAUUGGUUGGUACUCCGAGGUGCCAAAAACUUAGUGUUAACAUCAAGAACGGGAAUAAAGAAGGGUUAUCAGCGCAUGAAAGUCGAAUUAUGGAAAUCUUACGGCGUGAACGUGCUUAUCAUCACGGGAGCAGACGCUUCGAAUCGUAAGGAUUGCGAAUUUAUAUUAAACUCAGCGGAAAAACAGGGCCCAGUGGACGCCAUUUUCAAUCUCGCCGUGGUGCUGAAGGACAGCAUCUGCAAGAACCAAUCGCCAGAAUCAUUCGAGGAGUCUUUCAAGGCAAAAGCUUGGGCCACGAAGGUACUGGACGAGUUAUCUAGAAAAUUGUGCAAGCAACUUCGGCAGUUUGUAGUUUUCUCCUCGGUUUCUUGCGGGCGAGGGAACGCUGGACAAACGAAUUACGGAAUGGCUAACUCCGUGAUGGAGAGAAUUUGCGAACGCAGAGCAGCGGACGGUCUACCGGCACUGGCUAUUCAAUGGGGCGCGAUAGGCGAAGUUGGCCUCGUCGCCGAACAGCAGGACAACAACAAGGAACUUGUCAUUGGCGGUACCUUGCAACAAAAGAUAUCUUCCUGCCUUGAGAAGCUGGAAAACUUUUUGUUGCAAGAUCGCACAGUGGUAUCUAGUAUGGUGGUAGCGGACAAGUGUGUGGGUGCUCGUGAAGGUGCCAACGUUGUGGAGCGAGUGUUGGGUAUAAUGGGUUUGAAAGAUUUGAAGAAUGUGGCUCAGAACACAUCGUUGGCGGAACUCGGCAUGGACUCGAUGGUGGCUGUGGAGAUUAAACAAACACUGGAACGCGAGUUCGAUAUCUUCCUCACCGCGCCGGACAUCCGCAAUUUGAACUUCGCUAAACUGACGAUGAUGCGCGAUAAUGACUUGGAACGUGAGAAAGCCCAAACUCAACAGACUGACAAACAGGCAGCCGAAAUAUCUGGCAUACAGCUGGUUGUUCGAAUUUUGGGCCACGAGGGGUUGUCUACCGAGAUUUCUAUGGACUUACAGAGCAGGAUGGAUCCGCGCAAGAUCAAAGUGUUCCUUCUGCCGGGUGUACAGGGCUACGGACAGAUAUUUAGUCCACUAGCGCCAAAGAUCAGACCUGUUGCAACAGCCUUGCAAUAUGGAGCGAUAAAUACUUGGCCUAAUCAUAUGUCUAUACCAGAAUACGCCGAUCAUCUUUUACCAUAUGUCUUACCAAAGGCGGAAGAGCAAAGAGGUUUCACUAUUGUCGGAUAUUCGUAUGGCUCGGUAAUUGCCCUCGAAUUAGUAAAGCGAUUGGAAAAACGAGGUUUAAGUGGUCGAUUGGUGCUUAUCGAUGGUGCUCCGGAGCUAUUGAAAGCGAUAAUAGAGCAAUUUAUGCCGUCUACUACAGACGAAGAACUUCAAAAUAAUGUCUUGCUUGUUAUCAUGGAUACUUUACAAUCAGCCUCAAGUGGAAAGUUACUUUUAGAUCUGGAGAAAUGUAAAACGUGGAAAGAGAAGUUAGACGUUUUCCUUUCGCAUCUUCCUGACAACAUAAUACCGCUUUCCACCGAAGAUACGAAAUCAUUGUGUACAACUAUUUAUAUGCACAUUCGCGCUAUGCGAAAAUACGAUUUGUCAGCCUUCGGACAGAUACGAACGCCUAUAACACUUUUGAAACCUACACUACAAAUUGUCAAUAUGACUGAAGAAGAUUAUGGCUUACGCAAGAUCACGCGAGACAAAGUGGACGUGCAUUACAUCGAUGGCAACCAUCUCACGAUAUUAGACAGCGACAAGGUCAUAGCAGCGAUCAACGGCGAACCGUUGCAGGAUCCGAAAGCAUUCAGAAAACUUUUAACGGAAGAUCGACCAUUCGAAUGCGACGAUCAACAAGAACGUACAAGGACCUGAAUUACGGCCUAAAGCCGUGUAAUAUAUUUUAACUUAAAAAAAAAAAAAAAUAUAUAUAUAUAUAUGUGUACGUAUAUUUGUGCCGAGUUUGGACUAGAGCUGUAAAUAUUAUCUGCCAAUAUUCAAAUAUCCGAAUAAUUAAUUCACCGAAUUAACCAUUGCUCAAAUUCGGAACUAUCCGAACUAUGUGAAAUUUAUACUUAGUUUGAAUUUAUUUCUUUCCUUCUUCUGCCACUAAGAAAUAAAAAAUUAAUUACAAAAUUAAUAUACGAAACUUGAUUAGUUAUGUACAACAAAAAUGUAAUUAAAAUAAAACAAAUACUGUUUAUUUUUUGUAUUUUAUAAAUAUUGGAACUGCUAAGUUAGCACAAAUUUAAUUUUUCUAUUUAACUAGCUUUAGCAGAUUGUUCUAUACAACAUAAGAUAUCACUAUAAAUCAAACAAGCUGUUUUUUUAAAUUUGAGAUCAUGUAAAUUAAUUAAUAUUCUUUCAUUAAAAUAAAAAAAUAAUUAUUUUAUUUUUCACUAUAUAUUUAUUUUUACUAUAAAAGCAUACAAAAUAUAAAAGAAUCUUUUUAUAUAUUGAGUGUAUUUAAGUGUGCAUGUGUAAAAUUACACAAAAUUUUAAUCAAUUUUGGCUUAUUAAAUUUUGCAAUUAAUUUUCUGUUAAAUAUUUUGUAAUUUAGAUUCAAAUUCCUGGAUUUAAUUCUUUGGAUAUUAAAAUUUAGAUCAAAGAGAUAAUUCAAAUAUUUCGAUAUGAGUAAACGGAUAAUUAUUUUGGAUAAUUCGGAUGUUCAUAUCGAUAUUUAUAGUUCUAGUUGUAUUUAAAAUCGGCAAAAGUCCGUAGGUGAUGUAGGUUUUUUAAUCUGCAGGGUAAAAAUUGUUAUAAAGUUAACAUGAAAUUAAAUUUAAAAAAUAAAUAGAUAAAUAAUUGAUAUAAAGUUUAUUUUCUACGUAGGCAUGCCUAUUCUAUUCUAUUAAUCCGUGGAAUUUCUAAUAUUGAAUUUUCUCUUGCUUCUCUCAAGAAAUACAGUAAAUUGGACUGUGUUAUUAAAUAUAUUUUUUCAAAUAUUUGUACUAUAAUCUAUAAAAUACCACUCACUAAUUACAAGUCAAAUUAUAGUAAGAAAAGAUCUAACAUCUGCUGAAUAAUUCAUUACCGUUGACAAAAAUUAAUCUAAAGAUAAUUACCUGAAAUUUGUUUAUAAAGUAGCCUAGCUGGAUAAGGUAAUUAAUAAUGUGAACUUGAAAUGGUUUACUUGUUCUAAUAUUAAGAAAAAGGUAUUAAAAUUCUGGUUACAAUUUU
This is a messenger RNA of Wasmannia auropunctata (little fire ant), 8787 nucleotides long. RefSeq names its product fatty acid synthase (gene FASN3). The transcript is spliced from 20 exons. Lineage: Eukaryota; Metazoa; Arthropoda; Insecta; Hymenoptera; Formicidae. The record is from RefSeq and is a predicted model, not a curated record. The coding region runs from base 253 to 7482 and encodes 2409 amino acids. Gene Ontology annotation, biological process: fatty acid biosynthetic process. Gene Ontology annotation, molecular function: oxidoreductase activity; phosphopantetheine binding; 3-oxoacyl-[acyl-carrier-protein] synthase activity.